UUAAAUAGGUUGCCGACUGGAAAUCCCCCACUGCGAGAGGUUGUUCAUUCGUCAAGUGGAGCAUGAUGCAUUUGACUGAUAAUUGCAGCUCAAACCGUUUCCUUUUCAUCAUUCAACCCACAGCCCCUCACUCUGUGCUCUCUCUCUCUCUCUCUCUCUCUCUCUGCGCAAUCGAGUGUUGAAGUUUCUCCUCUCUGACAGCAGCCAGAACUUUGACUCGUCUUUCCUUUCGAAGAAAUGGAACUCUGGAUCCCACUCCUUCUCCUCUCAUCCACCGCCUCCCUCCCAGCGCUCAGUCACAGAUAUGGGGGAGAAUUUGGAGUAAAUUGCUGCAAAACAAUUCUACAGGAACCAUUGCCACAAAGAUACUACCGGCAUCUGAAGAGUUAUAGGAACCAUGCAGUGUGCACCCAGUACCUCCAGUUUGCCACUAACCAGAAUGAAACCUUCUGCAUCUUAUUCAGAAAAGCCCAGGCGAUGAAAGAGUUUGUUGAUUCCCGAUCUGAAGGUCCUUCCAAGGAUGUGCUCUCCAUGGGGUUCCGAAGUGGGCCAAAGGAGAAAGUAGAAACCAAGGAUACUAUGCCCCACCCAACACCUUCACCCGGAGAUUCAACUCGUUCACAAUGGGCUGCAACCUCCAGUAUCCCCAUCACAGCUCUCCAAGGGCAAGACAGAGGCUCAACGCCUCCCUCAACCCAAUCUUCUCCUCCAUCAACCAAUGCCCAAGAGCAUGAAAGAGUCCAGACGUCCAGUCCCUCUGCCACAGCUCUACCAGGGCUCGAGAGGCAGGGCAGAAGUACAACGCUUCCCUCAAUGCCACCAUCUUCUGCACCAACUCAAUCCCAAGGGCAUGAAGGGCCCCAGACAUCCAGUCCUUCUGCCACAACCCCACCAGGGCUCGAGAGGCAGGGCAGAAGUACAACGCUUCCCUCAAUGCCACCAUCUUCUGCACCAACUCAAUCCCAAGGGCAUGAAGGGCCCCAGACGUCCAGUCCUUCUGCCACAACCCCACCAGGGCUCGAGAGGCAGGGCAGAAGUACAACGCUUCCCUCAAUGCCACCAUCUUCUGCACCAACUCAAUCCCAAGGGCAUGAAGGGCCCCAGACGUCCAGUCCUUCUGCCACAACCCCACCAGGGCUCGAGAGGCAGGGCAGAAGUACAACGCUUCCCUCAAUACCGCCGUCUCCAGUAGCCACGAGUUUCCAAGGACAUGCAAGUUCCCAGAUGCUCAGCUCCUCCGUCACAUCUCUACCAGGGCCACAUGGCCAAGAAAGAAUCUCAACCCUUCAGUCAACAUCUCGCCCUUACAGCUCAGCCCAGCUCCCACGUUCGACUAAAUCCACGGACAGGACAAGCCUUCGUCCCAGGAACAUUGUAACUGCAAGGCCAACACCCCCUCCAAAUGAACUGGUGACAGAGGAAACCAGGACUGUAGGAGCCAUUGACAGCCCCAGCGUUUGUACAGGCUCCACAACGAGGAGAAGCCGAGGCCCGCGUGUGAGCGGCAGGGACAAGCUGCCCGGUGCGUCCAAGCACCGCGGAGGCUCAGGAGAGGCCUCGCGAGGUCCAGGUUGGCGGGUGGGUCUGCUGAUGACCGUCCUGCUCUUCGCCGCUGCCACCCUCGUCGUGUGCGUCGCGUCAAAGUGGAGCGUGAGAGGCCUCGUGUCCCGAGAGGCUGGGGGCUCCGCGCACCAUUGCAGCCCAGGUGUUGUGACCCUUGUCCACUACUGCAGGCUCUCUGAGACUUCCAGGGAAGGUGUUUGAGGAGCAGCAGGCCGGGUCGAUUUAAACGGCGGAGCUCCCUGACAUUGUGGACUCCAGCGUGCGAGCCAACCUUCACUUGCUGGGCAAAGUGAGUGACGGGCGUGGAGAACGCGGAAACCUUUCGAGCGAUUUCGGAAGGCUUUGGAAUAAAGUAAUCCACGAAAGUCCUCCGCAGAAGCGAGAGGUGGUGGGCCGAAAUCGCCAUCACACGCGGGCGAUGUGACGUGUCGCAUCUUGCCCCUUCUCCCUGAACUGUCACUGUGACUGGACAAAUACUGAAAAUGCAAGCUCAUCGCUUUACAUACAGACCUAGAAGGUGGUAGUAUGGCGGAACACAUACCUUUCUCCACCAUGUUUGGGUCUUAAUUUUUGUGCUUCCACCAGAAGGUGCUGGGCAUUUUUUCCAGGGAAGCUUUGUUAAUCUCCCCCUGCACCACCCGUCCCCGGAGACCCCACCCCUCCACGCCGCCCAGUGUUGCUUCCACCACUGUCACGCCCAAAAAGCCACUUUCUGAGGUUGCACAUGGCACAGUGGAGCGGGGUGG
This is a messenger RNA of Carcharodon carcharias (great white shark), 2309 nucleotides long. Its product is annotated as mucin-2-like. The transcript is spliced from 6 exons. Lineage: Eukaryota; Metazoa; Chordata; Chondrichthyes; Lamniformes; Lamnidae. The record is from RefSeq and is a predicted model, not a curated record. The coding region runs from base 238 to 1764 and encodes 508 amino acids.